AUGUCAGUUGUGCUACUGUUUUAUAGGAUUACAAGGGAUGUAAACCCGGGAUUAGCGAACUUUAGAAAUCUUGAAGAGCAGCAGUUUCUUUUGGGAGCAAUCGGUGGUUUAAGCGGUAGGCAAAUAUCUGAUACGUUAAUUACGAAUUACGAGGUUACACAAUGGAAAACACUUUAACUUGCCUUGCAAUUUUCUACUGCCUCAAAAACACCAAAUGUCCGUUAGUAAGAGUAUUAUUCUACAGCAUUUUCAUCAGAGAAAUUUUACUUUAGGCUUGCUUGAUUCACUAAGUAACUUCUCUUGAAACUUGGCUCGCAUGUCGAUAAACAUUUUAAUCAAUUAUAGGAAAAGGGAAUAAUUUUCGUACAACGUCUUAUAAAUUAUAAUUGUUGCCGUAUGGACAAGAACUAGUGGGAUAUAAUGUUGUUCAGUGCUCUCAUAUCUUGUGAGCUUGGGCUACUGGUAGUUUCGUCCAUAUUUGCGAGCAACUCUUUUUAAGGCAAGUUUCAAGCUAGUUGUCUUGGUCAGUGUAUCCAACUAUUGCUAACUGGGCAAACUGACAUCUCGCUGUUGAGGACUUUCAGUGCUAAACCAUUGGCGACUGUCUAGAUCUUAGACAUAGUUUACAGUGGUACUUGAGAUUUACAAGACCUUCUGCCUGAUUUAACAACAGGUGGUACAAUCAUGAUUCAUUCAGAUAGACGUGCUUCAGGUUCUAGAAUCAACGUCGUAAGAAGUGAAGUGGUAAGUGGAGUAACAGUUAUGCCGACAAGUUCUUCCUCGACGGUACGGUUGUACUUUAUUUUUCUGCCAUACUAAAUGGGUAAGCAACUACGAUGAAAAUUGUGGCAGUAAUGAUAGUUCCUCUUUCUUCCCCCCCCCCCCCGCCGCGGAUACAAUUGUAUCAAUAGAAACCUGUUCGUCCAGGCAUUCCUUUAACUCAGUUUCACAAAAUAAAAAGAGAAAGAAAUAGCUCCAGUAUAGUUUGGUGGCUGUUUCAUUUUAUAGCAAGUAUAGAGCAAAUGCGAAUAGAAAGAAGCAUGUAAGAUUUUGAAUAUGUUAAAUGUUAGCCAAGCGAUUCCUCUUGACGUCGCAAAUUAUGUAUGCCAUGCGGACUACCUACUCUGCCAUAAGACAAAAACAGUACUUUCAUAUUAAGACAUAAAUUUUGAAACAUCUGUUAUUUGGAAUCUGUCCCUUUUCAGGAGGCCCCUACUAGGCAGCAAGGAAGCUUUAGGUUUCCAGAUAAUUGCCCGGAUGCAGAUUGUGAUUUUCUUGUGACUUACCAAGCUUCUGGUGCUAACAGUGUGGUUUUCGAACUAAGAGGCAGAGGAAACUGGGUAGGAGUGGGAUUUAGUGAAGAUAAUCAGAUGGUAAGUAACCAGACUGUACAAUGGUGUGGUAGAAAAGUAAUUGCAUUCACACGCAAAUUUAGCUGUUAUUAAAAUGCUCUUCAAGAGAGGGUCUUAAUGGAGUGGAGGCUCCCGGCCAACUUUUAGUUAUUUAGCUUCUUUGCAGUUAAAGGCUAGGCUUAUUGACCAUCCUCUCCGCUACGAUGAGCAAAAAUCUAGAAAAAUUCGUUAGCUGUUUGAAAAGAUCAAAAUGAAUUUCCAUUGUUGCAAAGUGAUACACAAUUCCAAUGGCAUUUAGUGCUUAGGAAUUCUUUUUACGGUAAAAAUUUUUUCAACACUGACGGCUAGAGUCCACCUGGGCUCCCUGUAACGGUUAAGAUUUUCCAACCACUAAACUUUUGGCCUGUGUUUUCCUUACCUGAAUUUUAUCUCAUUGUCCACAGCCUGAUACCGACAUACUUAUUUGCGCCAGCGAUACCUCACUAAGUGGCCAUUAUUACGCAACAGGUAGAUCAACACCAGCCAGGACAGAUCCGGUAAGUCAAUCGCUGUUUUUCAUUGACGUCAGACUAUAUGGUCUCCUGAACGUUGCUAAACAUUAUCCCUUGCCUUUAAUUAGUUUUUAUCAUAUUUUUUUAGCAUUUGGUUUCCCCAAGGUAGUGCGGCCGCCUUCUUUGCUUCUCUUUGAUUCCAAAGCUCAUCACCAUUAUCGUUUUUAUCUAACCACAAGCACGUGCGAAAUUUUGAUUUUCAUGUUUUAGAGAUUUAACGCACUCAGUAGUAACAACUGCAUAUUUUUAUACAGUUUUAUCACUCAAGUAAACUAAAGCAAUCAAUGCCUCGUUUGACAGGACGUUUCGUUUUAAAAUGUUAAAAAAAGGUGAUUGAGAUACAUGAUAUAAACAAUCUCGUACCCAGGGCUUUUCCCUUAAAAAAUGGGUGGGGCGGGAAAAGGCCCUGGCAUCGGCUGGUCACGUGUCCCCUCGUACACCCUAAAGUCCUUGAUGUAAUAAAUUAGCGCUAUGUGAAAAGCUGAAUUUAUGCGUAACCUCACAGAGCGCGAUCUUGGGCGGUCUUUUAUAUCUCUUGACGAGUAACGAAAAGUUUUACAAGAUUUCUUUUUUGUCACAGAUACUGGCUAUGGUAAUUUUUUGCUCUCCUCCGAUUUCUAUGAAGGAGACAGCGAGCGGUAACAUUUGUAAAACUUCCUUUAUAGAGCGAUAUAAAUGACAAACAAGCUAUCGUACAUGCAUAAAGUUUGUACUGGCAUGGAAAAGUCCGUUUUCGCGACUCUUUUGAUAUUUUAUUUAUUUCUUGCGAAGUGGACCGCCGUACAUAACCUAGUAGUUUACCUUGACUCUCAGCCAUAUCAUAGCGACACGCGUUGGUUUAGAGUUAUCUAGUAGGACCUGUAUUUUAAAAAAUUCAUUGACCUCUGCGAGACUUGACCGAAACCGGAAACCACGAAUGAAAAGUUUCUGGCACCCAGGGUAUCAAAUGACUGGUAAAAAAGAAAGACUUGGGUCCAUUUAAAAUUGACAGAGCUGUUGUUGAUUCCAAUCGAUCGGUCAAUCUUCCCUUUGAUAAAAGGAAAAUCCUUUGUACUUAUCCUCGGAAGAGAAAAGAUAUAAGAGAUCUUAAAAUGUUUCAGAUCAGCGACCUAUCAUCGUUCCUGGCUGGAGGGCUGACUUGCAUCCGACGCGGAGAUUUGUUUGUUUCAUGGUUGGGUUGUAGAGAAGACCAGACUCCAUAAAGCAUUUUGAUGAACAAUUCUAUUUCAAUUAAGUUCAAUUUGCUUAAAUUCACUGCAGAUCCUAGAGGCCAACGCCCGCAUUUUUGUUUGACAUUGGACAAAAUCACUUUCUGCUUGAUCGUACAGUAAUUCCACAGUCACGAUGAAUUUCAGUAGAAGUACUACGUACUCGAUAACAGCUUGUCUCAACUCUGAAGCAUUUGACAUAUUUUGUACGUAACAACGUAGAGCCGGUACGCCCUUUCAUAAACUUGUAGCAUUUGAAUAAUAAGCAGUUAAAAAGAUCUUAAGCUUUUGAAUCGCACAGACGCGAAAAUAUUAACAUACAGUUGGCGAUAUUAUUAUUUUCCACUGUUGCUCCGUUCGACUUCUGUCAGCGCAAAAUCAGCGGGUUUCAUAUAAAUUAGUUUCUCAGGAAUAAUUAGGCUCUGCACGUGACCAGCCGAUGCCAGGGCCUUUUCCCGCCCACGAGGUUGGAGGUUGUGAUAUAAAGAAAAAAUGAAGUCAAUCAAGCAAUUUAACGAGGUACCGCGUUGAAUCAUCAGAUCAUCUCACACUUGCCAAACUUUUUAUUAUUUUUUAAUUUUUUAUAGACUCCACUCGCUGUAGAAAUCGCUGAACAAUCAUUUAAUGGUGGCGUGGUGUCUUGCAGGUAACAUCAUCACUAUCGUCAUUAUUAUCCUAGACCUCAUCAUCAAUGAAAUCAUCAUUAUAAAUUGUUGUCAUGAUUAUCGUAUUCUCAAAACUAUUGUACCAUAUGAUGCAAUUAUGCAAAUCAGUGAAGGCUAUUCUUGGGUUGCACGUGACGCCACCAAAAAUCAAACUAAGAAACUAUCGAUUCUUCUGAGUUUCUACUUUCACGAGGUAUUACAGCACCUAAACAUCUUUACAUAAACAAGUUUUUGGUUCGAAAGGGUUCUUCGUUUUGCGAGAGAGGACACUUGAAUUUCCAGGCUUUUGCGUCACGCGCCAUUUAGCUGGCGGCCGGGAAAGCUCUUAUGUGGGUUAAAAACUUUACCGAUUUUGGGAGAUUUUGCAAUCUAAACAUUCCUUGUCUCAGAAUAAAUAUUACUGUAAUCUUUAUGAGUUCCUCAAGCGAAGAGUUCACGCAUUAGUAGGAAAACUCGAAAACAGAUGUUUCUGUUGGUAUCCGGCGGCCAUAUUGGUGUUCCUGAAAGGGACACCAACAUGGCGUUUCCAUACUUUUUUGUAUAUUUAUCUUUUUUCAUUUCCCAGAUUCUAGUCCUUCUGUAUUGAAUGGUUUGCAUUUUUAUUUUUCAUUGCGUGACAGUGCAAGCCGAGAAUAGAGGACUGUUAGAUUAAGGGAUUAUUAAUUAUAUGCAAAAUUCACUUGACAUUUUAACAGAAUUUGAACAUGUAAUUUAUUUAGUACUUGUUUUUAAAACUCCUGUCAUUUUGCUGCGAUUAACGUAUUUCCUUAUUCUUUUACUAUUCCAUAAACGGACGGCAAGAAACCCUAACCGGCCCUAGGCCAAACGUCGAACUUUUGAUGAGACGAACCAAACUCUAAUUUGGGUCGACCUAAAUUAAGUUAAGAUCGUCUGUUGGGUCAGACGUCGAACUUAGGACGCGUCGAACAAAUAAACUGAAACAGACCAAAAAGCAAUCUAAUAAAUUUUCUUUUGUCCCGGCGACGAUCUUUACACGUUCUAUCGGUCUGAUUCAAGCAGAAGAAUGUUGAACGAUCCAAACCCAUUUAGACGAACUUAACCGAGCCAAACGUCGAAUUUUCAGUCAUGAACUUAACUCUGUAAGUUUGGUUCCUCUCAUAAAAAGUUCGACGUUUGGCCUAGGCCUUGCAUUGGGGUGAAAAACAACGAAAAAUUGUAGCCUCUCCCUGCCCCCUCACAGUGUCCGCCUCAUCAUUUUUCUUCGUAUUUAUUUACUGAAAAUAUCCUGCAAAACGCUGGAAAUGGCAUUUUUGAAACCAUUGCUUUAAAUAUUUUCGGGGGGAGUACUUGCCGCCAGCCCCCUAGUUUGGAGCGUCUCGGGCUCUCUAACUUUCUUCCCGUAGGUACACAAAAUCUCACGUUUCGACUCUGCUUUGCAGUUGGGUUUCGAUAAGUUUUUGUUUGGAUAACAGGGGAUUAUCCGUGACGAUCUAGAUCAGUGGUGAUUUUUUAUCGCAAUGGAGUUACGAUAUUACUGGUAAUACGACCAUUUACGACAUCUCAAACAGAAAAACAUACGCCUCGUUCACUGUUUUGCUUAAGCCUACUCAAGCCAAAGGUGGGCUACGAGGUCAUCUAAGAGGGAAUUCUUUGACUAUCUACUCAUCUAAUCAAACUAUUUUAAAUUUUACUCGCACAGAUACGUAAGUCAAUCCUACAAACAUUCCCCAAAAUGUAGCCUAGUGAUGUUGCAGUUGUAGUGAUGUUGCAGUUGUUCCAUUAUAGAAUUACAAGGGAAGUAAACCCUGCGGGAUUAGUGAAUUUUAGAAAUCUGGAAGAGCAGCAGUUUCUUUUGGGAGCAAUCGGGGGUUUAAGCGGUAAGCACAUAUCUGAUACGUUAAUUAGCAAAUUUAAAGUUCCAAAUUACGAGGUUAAACAAUGGAAUACAUUUUAACUUGUCUUGCAAUUUCUGCUGCCCAAAAGACGCCAAAUGUCCCGUUGUAACAGCAUUAUUCUGGAGCGCAGCAUUUUUAUUAGGGAGAAAUUUCACUUAAGGCUUGCUUCAUUCACUGAGUAACUUCUCUUGGAACUUGCCUCGCAUGUCGCAAAAAAAUUUUGAUCAAUUAUAGGACAAAAGGAAUAAUGCUCGUACAACGACUUAUAAAUUAUAAUUGUUGCCCUAUGGAUAAGAUAUAAUUGAACAGGAUAUAAUGUUGUUCAGGGCUCUCAUAUCUUGUAAGCUUGGGCUACUUGGUUUCAAGCUAUUUGUCUUGGUCAAUGUAACCAAUUAUUGGGCACACUGACAUCUUGCUGUUGAGGACUUUCAGUGCUAAACCCCUUUUUGGUUGUCUUAGACAUAGUUUACCGUGGUACUUCAGAUUUAAAAGAGCUUCUGUCUGUUUAACAACAGGUGCCACAAUCGGGAUUCAUAGCGCUAGACGUGCGUCGGCUUCUAAAAUAGAUGUAAGGUCAGGUGCAGAUGCUGAUGAAAAUGACGCUAUAGAGGCAAGGGUCCUUGCUCACGGUAUGCUAAUGACCAUGGUUGACUGA
This is a messenger RNA of Porites evermanni, 6287 nucleotides long. The record is from the annotation of a GenBank genome assembly. Lineage: Eukaryota; Metazoa; Cnidaria; Anthozoa; Scleractinia; Poritidae.